AUGGAGGUGCUUGUGUUGCCCGCUUCCGACUUUGAAGUUGAGCAUUUUUUUGUGCUCGUCGACAAAAACGUCCUCGCAACAAUUGUGGUUAACGAGACAAAUAUUGCAAAUGAUGGGCCAACCCUCGAGAUAAAAGCAUUCAAUUUGGUUGAUGUCGGUUUGGUGGCUUUUUCAUGUCAAUACACUUUGCCAGAAAAUGUUUGUUCAAAAGAAGUCACUUAUUCGUACUAUUUUGGAACUGACCCAGGACUUGCGAAAAACGAAAGAUAUCAUAUUAUGGAAGCUACAGUUGAUGGCUCGCCGAUUACCACACGAACCCGUGCCACGAGCGUAUUUACAAACGAAGAAUGUGCAUUUUGUCUUCGCUAUCAACCGAAUCAGCUUUAUAUGUACCAAGAAGAAGUGGCGGUCUGGACUCCAUACUACUUUCCCUGGUUUCCAGAUAAUGAUGCUCAAGACAGGCUUUCCUGUUACUAUUACCAAGAUCAAUUUCAGACGAGCGGGCAAGAGGUGCAGGCAACGUUCGAGGUGAAACUAAUUGAUGGUGGUGCAAUUGAUUUCAAAGCUUACCCUGCGCCAAUUUGCAAUUACAAUGGUCAUGAAUCUUUCACUAAAACGUUUCUCCCCGAAAUGUCCGGAACCAAAUUUGAGUUCAUUGCGGUUUGCUAUAAGAUCUUUUGGUGUCCUGACUAUGACCAAGAGCCAGCUCCAGGCAAUGGAUAUGUGGUAUUGGCUCAAUUCAAGAGCAUCACAAUUAGUGCAUUUGAUGGGGCUGACUUUGACAUUGAUUACGCUCAGAACGGAUGCAACGCUGUACAUUUGAGUGAACCGGAUCGGUCAAAUGUUGAGCAGAUCAAUGCUCCUUGUUGGGAUCCAUUACCUUUCAGCAUCGAAGGAAGAACUUUGACGGCCGAGUCCGGUGAAGUGAUGCUUUACACCCAUGCAAAUGAUUCUUCUGGUGGCGACUUCCAAGGAUUUUUCUAUAUCACUCGCUUUAAAAUCAUGAACGCUUCUCAAUUGGUUGUUAGAGCAGCCAGCAAAUCAGGCACCGAAUCUGCAAUUUCGUUUCAAGUCCGUCAAUGGGUCGAUGAAAACAAAAAAACAUUUGUCGUACCUGGGCUCAAUAACGACACAAACUCUGCACAAGAUUCAUUUUUUGUUGUCGUCAAAAAUAACUAUAUCGUCACUGUGGUGCCAAGUCCGGAAACUUAUCGCCUCAACAAUGAGGGACCUCUCACAAUGAUCAAGUUUAUACAAACCGAUCCUCUUUCGACAAACCCCGAGUGUAAGACCUUUCAGCAGGAGUUAUCAUGCCUAAACCAUGUUCAAGAUAGUUAUCCCGUGUACGCUGGAGGAAAUCCAGGUCUAAAGAGGAAUGCGAGUCAUCUAGUAAUUACAAUUGGUAGCGGCGUUAAAGUGCACGUGCGAUCAACAGCAGUGACCGCUUUUUCACAGAAUGGUUGUGAUUUCUGUUUUCAAUUCGAUUCACGAUUUCCGGAGGAGGAAUUGCUUGACGUCAAUUUGGACACAACUACACUUUGGACGCCAUUUUGGUACCCUUGGCUUUUCGAUCAGCCGGAUUUGAUUGCUUAUGCCUUGAUGAAUUCACACCAAUAUUACAACAAAGCUCCUAAAGUUUUAGCGCAAAAUGACGAAUUAUGGUCGUUGUCCGUUGAUCGUUGUGAUGGUGGAAGACUCCAAGUGAAUGGAUUUCACCUGACUGGCCAAUCGUGUGGAAACACCUAUACACCCGCAUUUGAUGGAAAAGAAAAGUCAACACAGUCCACUUACUUCUUCGCUGCAUGCAUCAAUAUUUCUUGGUCUAACGAUUUACCACCCGUUGGAUAUGCUGGAUUUACACUUCGUUUGUCGUACCACCCAUCAAGCCAUCCGCCAACUCUCUGGACUGACGCUUUGGAAUCAACGAGUACAGAAAUGUGGACAAACCUCAUCAUUUACAUUGAUGAAGCUGUCGAUUUAAUAAUGGACUUCACGAAACUUCCCUGUAACAACAAAGCAUGCACAGACCCACCUCAAUUUACAGUAAACAACAUCACUCUCGAAGUCGACAGUGACGACACCAUUGUGUCAUUUGCAACAAAUAGAAACGACACUUCACCGUAUGCUCAUUACUGCGUGGCUCGUCUAAAGUUGAAAAGUUUAAAGGAACUUCAUAUUAGCCGAAAUGAUCAACGGUGCGAUGCUGAUAGCCAAUAUGCUGUUUCGUUUCGAGUAACAAAAUGGGUAAACGAAUCAGUCAAUGUGCUUUUACUACCCGAUGUCGUCAGGAGUACACUUAAUUUGCGGGAUGCGGAUAAUGAUGCCAAUUACUAUUACUUUUUGAUCGAGGAAAAUACAAUUGCCGUCGUCGUCCCAGAUGAAUUUCAUUAUGACGAUGGUCCAUUUUCUCUUAUAAGACCAAUCAGUCGCGAUUCUCUCUAUUCGGCCGAAUUCAACGAUUGCCCACUUUAUCGACAACAAAUUCAGCAACACUCCACCCAACAAAACAAUCAAUUUUACGGGAGCUUGUGUUACGGUCACAUGGUGUGCCAACCGCACAAAAGA
Mesorhabditis belari is the source of this 2565-nucleotide messenger RNA. NCBI's taxonomy places the organism in Eukaryota, Metazoa, Nematoda, Chromadorea, Rhabditida, Rhabditidae. The record is from the annotation of a GenBank genome assembly.